Molecule: messenger RNA, 2989 nt
Organism: Nyctereutes procyonoides (raccoon dog)
Lineage: Eukaryota; Metazoa; Chordata; Mammalia; Carnivora; Canidae
Gene: SPDL1
Product: spindle apparatus coiled-coil protein 1
Exons: 11
Coding region: 173-2038 (621 amino acids)
Biological process (GO): mitotic spindle assembly checkpoint signaling; mitotic metaphase chromosome alignment; establishment of mitotic spindle orientation
Cellular component (GO): spindle pole; outer kinetochore
Molecular function (GO): kinetochore binding
Source: RefSeq, a predicted model, not a curated record
GCCCUGGCGCUUACGGACGGGCGAGCCGGCUGAGGGCACGGACGGGCGUCUCUGGUUGCGAGGCGGUGUUACCGCCGCGGGCCUCGGCGCGGUGCGCCCUCGGCACGAGCUGCCGGCUGCAGCAAGCAGGGGCGAGGGGUGAGGAGAGAGUAGACUAAAAACGGAAAAAAAAAUGGAGGCAGAUGUAAUUGCAGAUCUUCGAUGCAAACUCAAAGAGGUUGAAGAGGAUCGAAUAAAGGCUGCACAGUAUGGUUUACAACUGGUGGAGAGCCAGAAUGAGUUGCAGAUUCAGUUGGAUGAAUGUCGUAAUGAAAUGAUGACCAUGACUGAGAAUUAUGAACAAGAAAAAUAUACUCUUCAGAGAGAAGUUGAACUUAAGAGUCGAAUGUUGGAAAGUUUGAGCUCUGAAUGUGAAGCUAUUAAACAACAGCAAAAAACACACUUGGAGCAAUUAAAAGAACAGCUCAGCAGAAGCCAUGGACAAGAAGUAAAUGAACUAAAAAAUAAGUUAGAAAAACUGAAAGCAGAAUUAGAUGAAGCUAGGCUCAGUGAAAAGCAGCUGAAGCACAAAGUAGACCAUCAGAAGGAACUCCUUUCAUGUAAAUCAGAGGAAAUGCGAAUAAUGUCUGAGCAUGUACAUGAAAGCAUGUCUUCAGAGAUGCUGGCUCUUCAAAUUGAGCUGACUGAAAUGGAAAGUACGAAGACUACCCUCAAAGAAGAAGUGAAUGAACUACAGUACAGACAAGAACAACUAGAACUUCUUAGUACUAAUCUAAUGCGCCAGGUAGACCGGCUUAAAGAAGAAAAAGAGGAGCGAGAGAAAGAAGCAGUUUCUUACUAUAAUGCCUUAGAGAAAGCUCGUGUAGCAAAUCAAGAUCUUCAGGUGCAAUUAGACCAGGCACUCCAGCAAGCCUUGGACCCCAGUAGUAAAGGCAACUCUUUGUUUGCAGAGGUGGAAGAUCGAAGGGCAGCAAUGGAACGUCAGUUUAUCAGUAUGAAAGUCAAGUAUCAGUCACUAAAGAAGCAAAAUGCAUUUAACAGAGAACAGAUGCAAAGAAUGAAGUUACAAAUUGCCACAUUGCUACAAAUGAAAGGGUCUCAAACUGAAUUUGAGCAGCAGGAACGGUUGCUUGCCAUGCUGGAGCAGAAGAACGGUGAAAUUAAACACCUCUUAGGUGAAAUUAGAAAUCUGGAGAAAUUUAAGAGUUUAUAUGAAAGUACAGAAUCUAAGCUUUCUGCCAACUCUGGCACUCUGGAAGAUAACACCUAUUACACAGAUUUACUUCAGAUAAAGCUUGACAACUUAAACAAAGAAAAUGAAAACACUAAAGGUGAAUUGUCCAUACAACGAAUGAAAGCAUUAUUUGAGAGCCAGCGGGCUUUGGAUAUUGAGAGAAAACUUUUUGCAAACGAAAGAUGUCUCCAGCUCUCCCAAAGUGAGAAUAUGAAACUGAGAGCUAAACUAGAUGAGCUAAAACUGAAGUAUGAACCUGAAGAGAAAAGUGAAGUGCCUGUACCCAAGAAGAGGCGUGAGGUCCUGCCUAUGGAUGUAACCACCCCUAACAAUGUAUGUGCCAAAAAUGCUGUUGGGGAAGAAGAUUAUAGAUUACCCCCUCAGAAAGUGGAGGCCCAGUGCUAUCCCAGCAGUUCAGAAGAUAACAACUUGCAGUUAGAAAAGACAGUUUCUAUAAAUACACUAGGAAUCAGUCUUUCUCCUCACAAAAGCCUGCCCACGGACAUUCAGCCAAUGAAGGAAAAGAAAUGUGUGAAACUUCUAGGAGUUUCAGCUGACUCUGAAGCCUUAAGUGAAAGAAGUGGAAACACCCCAAAUUCUCCCAGGUCAGUGUCCUCUUUUCUUCAGGGCAACCAGCAGACCUCUCCAUCUCUUCUCUAUCGCUGCAUGAACUGUGCUAUCUGUUUCUUUAUCUAUUUUCUUAAUAUUGCAUGUAGUAUAAUUCCCCAGUUUCAUCUACCUUCUUUCAAUUUUUCUAAAACUUUACGAAAAACUAAAACAAUUGCAAAGGGAAAGGACUCCUGAAUAAGGGAAUUAUUUUCAAAAGUUACAUUUUGUUCUCUCAUAAAACAGAAAUAUCACAGCUUAGUACAUCUCUGAAUGUUUUGUUGGUUUGAAUAAAUUGUACAGUUGGUUAUUUUUUCCCUAGUUCAAGAGUGGCCAUGAAAGAAAAAUUAUCUCCUAAAAUGGCUUUCCAAUAGUCUAAGAAAUUUCAGCCUUCUAGAAGACUGUUAGGUGAAAUUUUUAUGGCUUUUGAAAAUGUCUGUCAUAAGUCUUUAAGAUUGAGCUUUGAUUUUGACAUUUUUAAAUAUCAAAAGUAAUUCAUUUUCAUUUUAUAUCAAAACUUCAGAACCUCCAGUUUCUACAUAUUUGAGUUUGUGACUAAAAGAGGAAGUGUCAGACAUGUAUGUUUAUAGGAAUUAACAUUUUAAGGGCCUUAUCUUUUAAAAAAAUAAUAGAGAUAGGAAGAUAAGAGAAAGUGAGUGAAAGAGAAAGGGAGGUAACAGUGGCUGAGGCUGGGGGGAAUAAAACACAAGCUCAGGGUGUGUACAGCAGGACCAAGAGUAGGGCAAAGAGAAAUGAAUGAGGAAAAUGGAGAAGGUGAUAAAAAGAUAAUGAAGAAUGUCUGUAUGCAAUGGAACAACAGAUGCAUUUAAAACAAAUAUCUUUAGACAUUUAAAAAAUUAAGCAUAGUGAAAAGAGCUUGGAUUUGAAAGGAAAUCUUUAAGGUGCUACUAGGACUAUGUGAGUUGUAGACGGGAGGGUACAGAAUAAGGCAUUUUGCUAGUGUGCAUUUCAGUUAAUACAGUCAGACGUAGCCCACCUUUGUAAAGGGCUGUUUUGUAUGUUUUAUCUGAUUUUUAUUUUUAAAGUCUUCAGUGCUACAAAGUUGGUGCUCUACAGUGAAAGCACCUCAACAAUGUGAGCUGCUGUUAUUUUUAAGAGAAGUACAGUUGACCCUUGAACAACACAAGU